AUGGCACCGUCAGCCACAGAGACAGCCCCGGCCAAGAAUGAAGUCGAUGAUAUCCAGGUGAAGAAGCUGGCCAUCAGCGAGAAACCUGCUGCGCCCGGCUUGGAGCAGACAGAGGAGCCGCUGCCCGAGCUGCGGACUGGCCACCGCGAAGCCCUGAAACUCAGUGGUGCCCUCGACAAGUACGAGCACAUCGAGGUGACGCCCGUCAUUGGUCGAGAGUACGUCAACGUAAACCUGGCCGAGCUGCUCAGGGCACCCAACUCUGACGAUCUCAUCCUCUCGCAACGCGGUGUCGUCUUUUUCCGCAAGCAGGAUGACGUGACGAAUGAUCUCCAGAAAGAGCUUGUCCAGCGUCUGGGCGAGCUCUCGGGCAAGCCAUCGACAUCGAAGCUGCAUAUCCACCCGAUCAACAACGCAGGCCGCGGCGAUGACAAGGACGACGAGAUCAGCGUCAUCUCGAGCGAGCAGGCCAAGAGGCUCUACCUGCAUCGAUUCCUCAACUACAACAAGAAGCAGAGCCAGAAGUCGCAGUGGCACUCGGAUAUCACGUUCGAGCCCAUUCCGAGCGAUUAUCCCUGCUCCGACUUACCCAACACGCUUUGGGCUUCGGGCUACGAAGUCUACGACCGCAUCUCGGCGACCCUGCAGGGUUUCCUCGACAGCCUGACGGCGACGUACGCGCAGCCGGGAUUCAACGAGGCGGCCGACAAGAACGGCUUCAAGAUCUACAGCGCCGAGCGCGGCGCGCCCGAGAACGUCGGCGAGCUGCUCGAGGCGAUCCACCCGGUCAUCCGCACGAACCCCGUGACUGGCUGGAAGAGCGUCUUCGCCGUCGGCCACCACGUGCAGAAGAUCAACGGACUCUCGGACGAGGAGUCGAAGCAUUUCCUCGCGUGGUUCGUGCAGCUCAUUGUCGAGAACCACGACCUGCAGGUGCGAUACAAGUGGAAGGACGUCAACGACGUGGCCAUCUGGGACAACCGGUCGGUGUACCACGCUGCCACGCCGGAUUACCUGUUUGAGAACCUCGGAGAGAGGCAGGGGUCGAGGGCUGUGAGCUUGGGCGAGAGGCCUUAUUUCGACCCCCAGAGCACUAGCCGUAGGGAGGCCAUCAAGGCAGAAGUGCUUGCUGAUGCUGGGCAUGAGAAGGCGGCGCAGUGA
Molecule: messenger RNA, 1161 nt
Organism: Verticillium alfalfae VaMs.102
Lineage: Eukaryota; Fungi; Ascomycota; Sordariomycetes; Glomerellales; Plectosphaerellaceae
Product: alpha-ketoglutarate-dependent sulfonate dioxygenase
Exons: 3
Coding region: 1-1161 (386 amino acids)
Cellular component (GO): cytoplasm
Molecular function (GO): 2-oxoglutarate-dependent dioxygenase activity
Source: RefSeq, a predicted model, not a curated record